Rana temporaria (common frog) is the source of this 1963-nucleotide messenger RNA. Its product is annotated as protein ALP1-like. The transcript has 3 exons. The record is from RefSeq and is a predicted model, not a curated record. Lineage: Eukaryota; Metazoa; Chordata; Amphibia; Anura; Ranidae. Bases 178 to 1371 code for a protein of 397 amino acids.
GUGGCGUUCGACGUUUUUGUACUUUGUCUUUUUCCAUAUUAGCCAAUAAGAAAAAUGAUCAUCCCUGACAUCACUUGUUGCUCUCCUAGGAAUUUUUUAUUCCUCUUCCUGGGUGAAUAUACCUCUUCCGGGUCAUCCUUGUGCUUCCGACUCCUGAGCCUCUGACUGAAGUACACAAUGAGUGAUGAUGAGAUGGCUUUAAUGCUGACAGCAGCCACUGCUACCUAUAUGAUAUACCAGGGACAGAGGAAAAGGAAGAGGGCACGGAGAUAUUGGAUCCACCCCGUGAUUGCUGGUCGGGAAGAGACAGGCCAAUUUUGGGUUCUGUACAAUGACCUUCGUGAGCAUGAAGACAAAUUUCUAGACUACACCAGGAUGUCAAUAAAAAGUUUUGAUGAGUUGCUCGAACUGCUUAGCAGUAGAUUGGCGAGGAUGGACACCUUUUUCCGCAAUAGCAUACCCCCUGUGGAGCGACUUAUUAUCACACUGAGGUAUCUAUCGACUGGACAGUCUCUAGCAAGUCUACAUUAUGCCUUCCGUAUUGGCAAGUCAACAGCGAGUUACAUAGUACGUGACACCUGCUCUGCUAUAUGGGAGGUUCUCCAUGAAGUUGUGUUUAAGAAACCUACUGCGGAGGAAUGGGCACAGAUUGCGGCGGUAUUCUGGCAACGCUGCAAUUUCCCCAAUUGUUUAGGAGCAAUUGAUGGGAAACACAUUCGGAUUGUGAAGCCCAUGGCAAGUGGAAGCCGAUUCUUCAAUUAUAAGAAAUACUUUUCUUUUGUGUUGAUGGCUGUGGCUGAUGCAAACUAUUGUUUCAGAUACAUAGACAUUGGGUCAUAUGGCAGCAGCGCGGACUCCGCUAUCUUUGGGAACUGUUCCUUUGGUCAAAUGCUGCGAACAGAUGAUCUUGACCUACCUGUAAGCAGUCCACUCCCAGGCACAAAUGGCCCUCCUCUACCCAGUGUAUUUGUGGGUGAUGAGGCCUUUUCUUUAGGUACACAUCUCCUACGGCCUUAUUCGGGGCAUAAUUUAACUGUGGAGAAGAGCGUAUUCAACUACCGCCUAACCAGAGCACGGCGAGUAGUUGAAUGCGCUUUUGGUAUACUUGCUAACAAGUGGCGGCUCCUGCACACUCCAAUAGUGCUUAACAAGCAGAAUGCCGUCACUGCUGUCAAAGCUGCGUGUGCCUUGCACAACUUUGUUAGGCAGCGCGAUGGCUUUGACUUUGAAGAGCCGGUUACUGAGACUCUGGAAAGAGCACAGUGGACUGGUGUCCGUGGGAACAGGCAGGGUUCAUAUGUCCGCGACCAAUAUGCUGCAUAUUUCAUGUCUCCUGCAGGACAGGUCCCAUGGCAGCUGGAUUCUAUUUAAAUAUUACCAUUUUUCUUUUUGUGUGGAACUGUAAUCUUUGCUGUACCUUUUUGAAUCAUAUGCUGUAGUGAUAAAAUAAUAAAAAUAUUUGAUUGAUGUAUAAAGAAGUCUCAUGUUUAUUUUAUUUUGAUAAUUUUUUUUAAUUUGGUGCAGUAUCCCUACGAUAUCAAAUUGGGGUCAGAGUGUCAGGAUGGGAAGAAAAAUUCACGGGCCCUGCCUCAGUGGGAACAUUAGGGUUGGUGGUUACUAGGAAGAGGAGUAUCCCCCCUACAAUUAGGUGGAAUAGUAUACCAUCAUUGUUAUCAGUGAAUAAUACAGUACAGUGGCCCAUAGGUGGUGGCUCCUGAGCGCCCAGCGGGGAACUUCUGUCCUGGCCGUGUACCUUGGACACAUCCAAUGACAGAACACUGUGAAAGACACAUGAGUGGCCGUUUGCUAGUAAAUCUUUGCGGCCAAUUAGAGAUGAUCUCAUAUGUAAACAGAUGAGAUUAUUUCUCAUUGACGGCUAACAAAAUGACAGCGUCCUGGGAGAGUGGAGACCGAUCUUGGGACACAGAUCGGUCACCUCCCCCAGUAAACCCCCUCCCCCACA